Molecule: messenger RNA, 615 nt
Organism: Procambarus clarkii (red swamp crayfish)
Lineage: Eukaryota; Metazoa; Arthropoda; Malacostraca; Decapoda; Cambaridae
Product: oviduct-specific glycoprotein-like
Source: RefSeq, a predicted model, not a curated record
AUGUGCAUCAAGACAGUGCCAGAGUGUCCCAAGACAGUGCCAGAGUGCACCAAGACAGUGCCAGAGUGUCCCAAGACAGUGCCAGAGUGCACCAAGACAGUGCCAGAGUGCACCAAGACAGUGCCAGAGUGCACCAAGACAGUGCCAGAGUGCACCAAGACAGUGCCAGAGUGCACCAAGACAGUGCCAGAGUGCACCAAGACAGUGCCAGAGUGCACCAAGACAGUGCCAGAGUGCACCAAGACAGUGCCAGAGUGCACAAGACAGUGCCAGACUGCACCAAGACAGUGCCAGACUGCACCAAGACAGUGCCAGACUGCACCAAGACAGUGCCAGACUGCACCAAGACAGUGCCAGACUGCACCAAGACAGUGCCAGAGUGCACCAAGACAGUGCCAGAGUGCACAAGACAGUGCCAGACUGCACCAAGACAGUGCCAGACUGCACCAAGACAGUGCCAGAGUGCACCAAGACAGUGCCAGAGUGCAACAAGACAGUGCCAGCGCUCAACGCCCCUCCAUCGUCUCAGGGGGAGGAAAUUACCCGCGUUUUUUUUCGAAUAGAGGAAGAGUCGCCAUCAUGUUAAUGUCAUGCUGGAAGGUGAUCCUUGCGUGA